Capronia coronata CBS 617.96 is the source of this 1566-nucleotide messenger RNA. RefSeq names its product ferredoxin-NADP+ reductase. NCBI's taxonomy places the organism in Eukaryota, Fungi, Ascomycota, Eurotiomycetes, Chaetothyriales, Herpotrichiellaceae. The record is from RefSeq and is a predicted model, not a curated record. Gene Ontology annotation, cellular component: mitochondrion. Bases 1 to 1566 code for a protein of 521 amino acids. The transcript is spliced from 2 exons. Gene Ontology annotation, biological process: ubiquinone biosynthetic process.
AUGCUAAUCAAUCGAUGCGUGCGCUUCUCCCCAUGCGCCAGAACAACAGCCAUCAAGUCUUUCCCGACAUAUGACACCUUUCUUCCCUUUCGCCCUCUAGCUGCGAGGUACAGCCAUCAUGGGCCUCAAUACAAUGGUCCGGCUCCCACCGUGGCCGUCAUUGGGUCCGGGCCGGCAGGCUUCUAUACUGCGCAAAAGUUGAUGCGAGAGAUACAUGGGACCAAGGUCGACAUGUAUGAGCAGCUACCUGUGCCUUUCGGUCUGGUGCGGUUCGGAGUGGCACCAGACCACCCGGAAGUCAAGAACUGUCAAGACACUUUCCAAGAGGUCGCCGCAUCCCCCGACUACACGUUCAUCGGCAACGUCAAUCUCGGCCACGACCUCCCUCUCCCGUUGCUCGCCAAACACUACGACGCAAUCGUCUUCGCGUACGGUGCGUCCAAAGACCGCCAAUUAGGACUAAAAGGAGAAGAGAAGCCGCAUAUAUACUCGGCACGAGCCUUUGUCGGCUGGUACAAUGGACUUCCCGAAUAUCGCGAUCUAAACCCGGAUCUGACGGCGGGCGAGACGGCAAUCGUAGUCGGCCAAGGAAACGUCGCGUUAGAUGUGGCCAGGACACUGCUGAGCAAGGUAGACGUCCUGAGUAAGACGGAUAUAACAGACUACGCUCUGCAGACUCUCUCGAGCAGCAAGAUCAAGCAUGUCCAUGUCGUGGGCCGUCGAGGACCAAUGCAAGCAGCGUUCACCAUCAAAGAGAUUCGAGAGCUACUCCACCUCGAGGAUGUGCAGUUCACUCCGAUCCCCGAAGAGCUGUUCCCUCCGGACCUCAAGCAACUGCCUCGACCGAGAAGGAGGCUCAUGGAGCUGCUGAAAAAAGGUAGUCCGGUCAGAGACCAAGCGACCAAGUCCUGGUCUCUGGAUUUCCUCCUCGCUCCGAAAUUCCUCAACUGGUCUGCCUCCGAUCCAAAUUGCCUGGAAGGCGUGACGUUCAUCAAGACGAAACUUGAGGAUCCGACAUCUCCAGACUCGAAAGUGACAAACACAGACGAGACGCAGUUGAUCCCUACAUCCACAUUGUUCCGCUCGAUAGGAUACAAAGCCGAAGCCAUCCCGGGGAUGAAUGAGGUUGGUGCAGAGUUCGACGAACGCAGAGGCACAAUCCGCCAUGACGGCUCAGGACGAGUCGUACCGUUUGGGGAGGGUGGCAAGACCGAAACAAACCCAACAGGGAGCUUGAACGGUGUUGGUGUCUACUGUUCAGGCUGGGUCAAGCGUGGGCCGACCGGCGUGAUCGCCAGCACCAUGACCGACGCGUUUCAAACGGCCGAAGCGAUCGUCCAGGACUGGAAGACCAUGUACUCGAGCGCUUCUCAGGCAAAAGAACCUCGCGACGGCUGGAAAGGCGUACAGGCUGAAGCGCAGGCCUUGUAUCUCCCGCUCCGCCCGAUUCAUUGGGAUCAAUGGCAGAAGAUAGAUAAGGUUGAGAAAGCAGAGGGUGCCAAACGAGGCAAGCCGAGAGAAAAGUUCGGGAGGGUUACUGAAAUGCUUGCCGCUGCUAAGAGUUGA